This is a messenger RNA of Rodentolepis nana, 474 nucleotides long. NCBI's taxonomy places the organism in Eukaryota, Metazoa, Platyhelminthes, Cestoda, Cyclophyllidea, Hymenolepididae. The record is from the annotation of a GenBank genome assembly.
AUGCCUUCACUCGUGAAGCUCUUUGCUUACUCCUUUGGGGCGACUGUAUUUUAUCAGUGCUAUCAUUUCGUAGGAACAGUUGUUUAUUGCGAAGGUAUCAGUAUGGAGCCAACAGUUCGAGACGGUGAUUAUAUGCUAGUUGAGAGAUUAUCUAUUUACUUCCGACGAAUUAAGAAAGGUGAUAUUAUUAUCGCAAGACAGUACUGUGAACACGAUAAUUGCAAUUUCGUGCUUAAAAGAAUUCAAGCAGUUGAAGGGGAUACAGUUAAUUAUGUCAGCCCUAAACUGCGCAAACCAGUUACUGUACAAAUCCCCAAGGACCAUGUUUGGAUAGAAGGAGAUAACAAGGAGCACUCUUUAGACUCCCGGACAUACGGGUCAAUCCCUUAUGAAGAACUUGAAUAUCGGGUUGUCCUGCGAUUAUUACCCGUGGCUUCGUUUGGAUGGGUAGACAAGGGAAAACAAUUCAAAUAA